This is a messenger RNA of Zasmidium cellare ATCC 36951, 1338 nucleotides long. RefSeq lists its product as uncharacterized. Gene Ontology annotation, cellular component: SNARE complex; endoplasmic reticulum. The coding region runs from base 1 to 1338 and encodes 445 amino acids. NCBI's taxonomy places the organism in Eukaryota, Fungi, Ascomycota, Dothideomycetes, Mycosphaerellales, Mycosphaerellaceae. Gene Ontology annotation, biological process: retrograde vesicle-mediated transport, Golgi to endoplasmic reticulum. The transcript is spliced from 2 exons. Gene Ontology annotation, molecular function: SNAP receptor activity. The record is from RefSeq and is a predicted model, not a curated record.
AUGAGUGCCACCGCCGAGCUCUCCAAGCAGCUCACCGACCUAUCCGACUCCCUUCGAACUACCAACACCCUCAUCAGCCGGCUAGCCAAGCUCCACUUCCAGCCAGGCUCAGAGCCUCUUGAAGGCGACAGCGGAGUCCGCGUUGAGCUAGCCCAGGACAUCCAUGAUAGUCUGAAGCAGCUGGAGGAAGAGCUUGAGUUUCUACGGCAGGAAGCAGAAGAAUACAAGUCAGAGGGGCAGAGGAGGAGAAAUAGUACCAGGGACGGCGAGGAAGCGCGCCUCACUGCCAAAGUAGCCAGGCUAGGGGAAGAGCUCAUACAUUCACGCCAGCAGUUCAGGAACGCCCAGAUCACCGCGAAAGUCGCCAGCGACGAAGCGAAGAGGAAGGAACGAGAAGCCGUCUUAGAAGGCUACAGGAAAGAGGCCGAGCAGAUAGCGGCAGCCAGUGAGACAACCAACGGAUCUACCGCCGGUGACAGGGAGCUGCUUUUCUCUCAAAGAGGCGGUGGGAGAAGGCAGCAGCAGCAGAAACAACUCACGAAGGACGAGGUCCUAGCCAACGCUUCCAGUGACGUUACUGCUGCGCUUCGAAGAACACACGACCUGUUAUCCACGGAGCUGUCACGAUCGAGGUUCGCCCAGGAAACAUUCGACGAGUCGACACAGGCCCUUGAGAAACUUGGAGAAGACUACGACAAUCUUGGCUCAGUUCUAAGCAAGGCCGGUGACUUGCUUAGCACUCUCGUCCGGAGCCAAAAGAGCGAUACUUGGUACCUCGAGACUACCCUUUACAUCGUCGCCACAGUACUUGUCUGGCUAGUCUUUCGACGUCUCAUCUACGGGCCUUUUAUCAAGCUUCCACUCUUCAUCUGGAGCUGGAUUAGCUUUGCUCUUUAUUGGGUCGUUGGGCGACCACUACUGCUCAUUUUCUCAGCCAUCGGUCUGGUGAAUAGUGGCCCAGCAUCGACAUCACUGGCACCGUCGGCUUCGAUAUCAUCCUCACGACCACCACUCAUUGUUCAACCAUCAGCAAAAGGUCGAGGCCAACCUCGUCCCAAAGACGCACCGAAGGGCGGAUUUCCCGUUGGCGCAGGUGGUGCUGGUGCAAAGCUAGGCAAAGAUCCAGCACUUCAAGGGCACAUGUCAGAGCAGGUUGGAAAAAUGGCAGAACAGAGCGCGCAACAAGACCGACAGCCGACCGUGCACAGUCGAGGAGAUGGAACCGUUCUGGAAGACCGAGAAGAUGUUCCCAAGAACCCAAAGAAGAAGAACUUCCAUGCCGACGUUGAGGAUGCAAAGCAGGAGCAGGGCCAGAGGAGGAAGAGGGAUGAGUUGUGA